Trichobilharzia szidati is the source of this 459-nucleotide messenger RNA. Lineage: Eukaryota; Metazoa; Platyhelminthes; Trematoda; Strigeidida; Schistosomatidae. The record is from the annotation of a GenBank genome assembly.
UGAAUAACUCAAUAACUCCGAAUCUGAAUCAAUGUAAGUAGUGUGACCUUGAAGGCUGUCCCACACUCAAAAAUGACCUCUACGGUGGUUAGAGGGAAACCGAAGUCGGGCCGCACGUGGAAGGAUGUUCGGACUGCGAAGCAUAGUUCAAUGAAAAAAGAUAAAGGUUUGCAUACAGCAUUCCAUAUUCGUAGAAAAAUUGAAGAGCAAGUAAAACAAAUUCGUAAUGCAUCUCUUGAACGGAAAAAAGCAAAAGAUGAGUUAAAGAGGGCUAAACGUUUAAAAGAAGAAGAAAAACGGAAGAGGAAGUUGGAAAAUGAACGUCGGUCAGAAAUUGUUGUUCCGGUAAGUAAUCCAGCGAAAAUCAAACGUAUGCGAAAGAAACAAUUAAGAAUGAUUACAACUCGAUAAAAUGCCAUUCUAAUGUAUGAUAAUAAUAAUAAAUAUUUAAAAUUGAUA